Molecule: messenger RNA, 549 nt
Organism: Dacryopinax primogenitus
Lineage: Eukaryota; Fungi; Basidiomycota; Dacrymycetes; Dacrymycetales; Dacrymycetaceae
Exons: 5
Coding region: 1-549 (182 amino acids)
Source: RefSeq, a predicted model, not a curated record
AUGGAAGACCCCGCUAAAGAACUCCCCGAGGUCGUCAUGCUCUUCACGAUGGCAUCGACGCCCGAAGUGCAGCAGGCUGCCAUCAACAAGUAUUUUUCCAAGGACGCGUCUUUCAACCACCCCCUGUGCAAGAUCGAGCACGGGACGGAGAGCAGGGAGGGCAUCCUUGCCGUAUACCAGUGGUACAGGAUACUCAGUCCGAAGAUCAGCGUUCACGUCGAUAACUGCCACUGGGAUCCGAAGAGUGGGAAGGCGUUCGUUGCGGUGACGCAGACAUUCCAUCUCUGGUUCUCACCUUGGCCGGGAAAGCCCGCUAAACUCCUCGUCCGGCUCACGCUUCAAGACCAGAAUGGAAAGUACUACAUCGUCCGGCAAGAAGACUUCUAUGAACCCGAGGAGCUUGGAUACAUCGUAUUCCCUCCCCUUGGGUACGUGAUCGAGCUGGGGAAGUACGCGGGUGCUGCUGCUAGUAUAUUGGGAGUGUGGGGGGUACAGACUGCCAGUGCGUUCGGGUGGUGGAAGCCCGAGGAACAUGAGUGCACGGAAUGA